Fusarium keratoplasticum is the source of this 1356-nucleotide messenger RNA. RefSeq lists its product as uncharacterized. The transcript is spliced from 2 exons. Bases 1 to 1356 code for a protein of 451 amino acids. Lineage: Eukaryota; Fungi; Ascomycota; Sordariomycetes; Hypocreales; Nectriaceae. The record is from RefSeq and is a predicted model, not a curated record.
AUGUUUUUCCACUUGAGACGGACCCUGACAGUCCCAAGAACAUUGUCACUCCUCCACAGCAAUACUAUCUCCUCAGGCCCAUUCUACUGUCGACUUCAGGCAAUGAAACGUACCGCAAGCUCGACAACAAGAAGACCUAAGACUAAGAGGCGUCGUGCUUCCAGUCCUGGUACAAAGCUGCCAGAGUACCAUUUAACACCCUCGCUGCGCGAUGAGAAGGGCGAAAUUAUCUGGCCAGCACCAAAGAGUAAGCUGGAGGCAGCAAGAAGUUUUAUUCACGAGUGUGUUUCAGCCAAGCAACGGACCCUCAUCAUUCCUGAUAAAGACGCCGAUGGGCUCACCUCCGGAGCCAUUUUGGAGCGGACCUUGGCACUGCUUGGCCUUGACCAGGAUCUAAUAUCAGUUCACACUAUCCGAAAAGGCGGUAGUAUUCACGAUGACGUGUCUCGCAAGGCCCUGGCCGCUUACAAGCCUGCUUUCAUCUUCGUCCUGGACCAAGGCUCACAACAGUCUCGUCCUCUCAUCGAGGCCCCCCAUAGAGCAAUGGUCAUCGACCACCACUACGCGGAGGAGAAAGAUCAUCCUCAAGAUGCCCUUCAUGUUACGGCCUGCAACAGUCCUCCCGUUGCGACAAGUUCACUGCUGACAUAUCUCAUCUGCCUUGACCUGCACGAACGAGUAAAAGAGACAUGCGACUGGCUCUGUGUCUUGGGCACACUUGGAGACUUGGGCAAUAGCGUCAAGUGGGAGCCGCCCUUUCCAGACAUGAAGGCGACGGUCAAGAUGUAUAAAAUACACAUAAUCUAUCAGGCAAUCUCGCUCAUCAAUGCUCCCCGCCGGACCGCAUCUUGCAAUAUCUCGGCUGCAUGGAAGGCCCUGAGGGCUGCCUCCUCCCCGAAAGAGCUCCUCAGCGACAAAAAUCUACUCGCAGCCAGAGCGGAAGUAGAUGCAGAACUUAGGCGAUGCAGCAAAAGUACUACGCCCAGAUUCUCUGCUUGCGGGAGAGUAGCCGUCCUUUACAUCAGCUCGGCAGCCCAGGUUCACCCCCUCAUCGCCUCGCGGUGGGCUGGUCAUCUAUCUUCCGACAAGCUGGAAGUCGUCCUGGUCGCUAAUGAAGGAUACUCACCUGGCAUGGUCAGCUUUUCCUGUCGCGUUCCAAAAUGUGCUAGGGGCCGAGACCCGCCAGUCAACAUCAUUGAGUUUCUUCUUGAAACCGCCGGCCGUGCGGCCGAUCCGACACUCAGAGAACGACUGGGGGAGUCCUUUGCUCGCGGACAUACAGUGGCUAGCGGAGGAAAAGUACCCAAGGCCGAGUUUGAAGAGCUCAUGGAAGUGUUGCAGCUGGAAGAAAGUUAA